CCAAGAAAAAGCAGUGUCCUUUUUCUUUGGACACAUUGCUCCUUUUUCACCGUCACAUGUCAUUAAUCAAUGCCGAGGACCUUUGCCCAGCAUUGUUGAGCUCGCAACUUCUAUGCAGUUUCUCUUUUCUCUCUGAUAAACAGCCAACAAUGAAUAGAUAAAACGAAAAGAAAAGGGAAGAUCAAUACACAAUUGAAUUGGCAAAAAAUGACAAUGGGCAUCAAUUCAUUGAAUUUUUUUUUUUCCAACCUUAGUCUCUGCAAUGAUUCUACGAAUUGGGUAUCUAAACUCUGUAUCUGCAGUCUGCCAACUCAACUUUGUUGAUGGCCACAAGCUUUUCAACUUCAGUUUAGCAUCUCCUCUCCCAAAAUUUCCUCACGGUGUCCUCAGCGAAGAUGGCUUUUAUAAGGUGGCAGUGAAUGAAUCUGUGCUAUGGUUUGAGGAUUGUGGGGGGCCGUUACAUUAUGGCAUGGAAUGUAGUGCACUUGUGACAGACAACAUAGGAGAUGAACGGAAUCCACAAAAAGGUGUCAUUGUUAAGAUGUCAAAUACUGUUAAGACAUCCACUGGCUCCAAGAAUUGUUCGCUCAAUGUCUCUGUCAUUUGCGAUUCAAAUGGUGUUCAAGGGCCACAUUCACUGGAGAAAUUAGGGACCUGUGAUUUGCUGCAGUAAUACAGGCAGCAUCCUUUGGGUUGUGCCAUUGUAUCUGUUCAUGGGAAGGGAUGGGGCUGGUUUGGUACCUUGGUCAUCAUUAUCUUAUGUCUUUCUGGUAGCUAUAUGCUGGUGGGUGCAGUCCUUGGAGCACGUGAGUUAGAUAUGAUUCCAAGCUUUGAUUUUUGGGUCACACUGCCUCAGAUAACACAGAGUUAUUUUGCAUCUCUGGUGUGGAAAUUUAGAGGAGCAACAGAAGGUAUUAGUAUUCUUCAUUGAUGAUUGUAUUUGCACAGUAGAAAACUAGCUACUCUUUCUGGAGGUUGUCUAUGGUUGAUUUUACAUAGAGUAUAAAUGAAACUGGAGUAGAUAGGGCCAGACUGAAUUUUUGUUUGGUGUCUUGGAUGCUGAUAGCAGUUGGCCUUACCGUGAGGUCCAUGGCAAUGGACACUUGAUAUUUUCACAUCCAUACUGCGACUGUGCUUAGCAUAAAGCUGCAAUGUGAUCCAUGGAAUGAUGAAUAUCGAUGUUUUUAACCGUUUAGUUCAUAACCUUGCUAAGGGUAACUUCGUGACUAUGAAGUGAUGGUUUUAUUCUUGAU
Molecule: messenger RNA, 1253 nt
Organism: Manihot esculenta (cassava)
Lineage: Eukaryota; Viridiplantae; Streptophyta; Magnoliopsida; Malpighiales; Euphorbiaceae
Exons: 9
Coding region: 263-673 (136 amino acids)
Source: RefSeq, a predicted model, not a curated record